Messenger RNA from Biomphalaria glabrata, 8236 nucleotides. RefSeq names its product laminin subunit alpha-5-like. The transcript is spliced from 28 exons. The coding region runs from base 1 to 5340 and encodes 1779 amino acids. The record is from RefSeq and is a predicted model, not a curated record. NCBI's taxonomy places the organism in Eukaryota, Metazoa, Mollusca, Gastropoda, Planorbidae.
AUGGCUUCUGUGAAACUGCUUGCUGAACUUGUUCUAAGAGAAUUGAAACAAGUGCUUCGGUGUCGUGGACUGAAAAGCUUUGAAAGAAACAAGGAAACUCUUAGAGAACGCCUUCGACAAGCCUUGCUGGAGGAAGAUGAAAGUCCGGACUCAUCUGUUCGAAGUACAGCCAGAUAUCAGAUAGCUCAUGGGCGCCGUGAAAGAACAGAUGAACUCGUUCCAGGUACAUCUGGAUAUGCAGAACAAAUUUCUAGAACUGCAGCUAGAGUUGUGGCUAAUCGAAAUGUUAAGUUGGUAAAUCAAGAUCGAUUUGACCUCUACCUUGGACCUCUUGGAAUAAAUAUCUCCAAUUUUUAUGAAGCAUUAGAACAAAAGCUUUUGGAUUUUUUAACUUUUACAGAUAUAAGAAUUCAAUUAAUUCAGCCAUUUACAGAUGCCAGAGGACUAUAUGAUGCCUAUUACUAUGCUAUCUCAGAUGUACAAGCAGUGGCAAGAUGUUACUGCAAUCUCCAUGCAGCUGAUUGUAACUAUACAUCUCAGGGUAUCACAUGUGAUUGUCAACACAACACCAUGGGCAAAAACUGUGAGCUCUGCCAGCCCUUGUACAAUGAGAGGCCUUGGAAGAAAGGAAGUUACAUCCCUUAUCCUAGAGGUCAAGCUAAUGAAUGCCUCAAGUGUGAGUGCAAUGAUCACGCUGUUAGCUGUACCUACAAUGCAACAUAUGGCAGAGGAGUGUGUGAUGCAUGUCUUCAUAACACACGUGGAUACCACUGUGAGCUGUGUGCUUUGACCUUCUAUCCCAAUGUGUCCCUCCCCCAGAAUGAUGUCAACAGAUGCAUAGAUUGUGCCUGUGAGCCAUUAGGAGUUGAUGGCGGGAAUCUCAAUUGCUCACAGACAGACACAGUGGGAACUGUUAUUGGUCAGUGUCCCUGCAAGCAGUAUGUCACCUCGAGGAAAUGUGACACCUGUGUAAGUGGCUAUUAUGGACUUCUCACUGGCCCAACACCAGGAACCUGUGUUGCUUGCACCUGUGUCCAGGAUGGUACUGUUGAUCAAAGUAUCAACUGUACACAAGACACUGGUCAGUGUACAUGUAAACAAACUAUAACUGGCAGAACAUGUGAUACAUGCAGAGAUGGUUACUACUCAUUUCCAACUGGCAACCCUCAAAAGGAAUGCUCUAACUGUAAUUGUGAUAAGGGAGGUGCAGUGUCUCCAGUUUGUGACAAAGUGACUGGGGUAUGUGCCUGUAGAGCUAAUAUAACUGAAGCCAAGUGCACACUACCUGCCAAAGGUACCUAUGUGCCAUCCUUAGACACUUUGAUAUAUCAACCUGUGACAGGUGGCUGUCGGAUAAUUAGUGACUUAUAUACAGACCAAACACCUUUUGAUGGGACCAGCUUUGCAGUGUGUGAUUUGUUCAAUGGAACUGUCAGUGUAGAUUUUGAGCCUGUUGUAGGUGGACAUGUUCAGAAGAAUAUACAAUGGCCUUACAUUCUGGCUGUGAGGUACUCUACCAACAGUUCAGCUCUUUCUGGAACAGUUAAAUUACAAGUCUCUGGCAACACUACAGCUGAUCUAACACUUUUAAGUUUACAACUUGGUCAAGCUAUUUCACCUGUAUGUCCUUUCAUUGGACAGACUGAACAGGUGGACAUUAAAUUUACUCCUGGUAAAUCUUUGGCAGUGUUAUCACAGCCACAGAAUGUAACAAUAGAUGCUCGAUGUGCCUACAAUUUAACAUUACUUUUGUAUUCAACUGAGACAAGUCUGUCAGGAAACUUAUCAGCCACAGUCAAUGGAGUAUCAUCAUCAGGAUCAAUGAUCACAAUCGAUUCUCUGCUUCUGUUACCAACACUCACUUCUGCAGAUGGUGCAACAAGUUUUGGUGUUUAUGUAGCAGCUGAAAACAAAACAAUAACCCAAGAGAUGUACUUGACAUGCCUACAACAACUUUCAUCCCUCCUGACAAGGCAGAUCACUUUAACAACUUCCUGUCAUGAUAUUCUGUUCUCUGUUGGGGCAGAGCUCUUUAAUGGAUCUAAAUCCUGUGGUUGCCAAGCCAUCAGCUCUGUUACUACUAUAGCUUGUCAGGAACUUGGUGGCCAGUGUCAAUGUAAGUCAGGUGUCUCUGGGCAAACUUGUGAUAUCUGCACUCCUGGAUAUUUCAAUUUCACAGACAAUGGGUGCUCCCCAUGCAAUUGCCAUCCUAAAGGAGCAGAAACUGGCUCUUGUGACCCUAAUGGAAGAUGUUCAUGUAAAAAAAACAUCCUUCAAGGCAAUGUAACCUCAGCACUGGACAACAAUGGUACCAGUAUCAGGAUAGAUGGCACAUGCAGCCACUGCCUGCCCAACUACUUUGGCAUAGAGAGUGGUCAGGGAUGUUCACCUUGCAACUGUAGUGUUGAUGGCAGUACAAGCCUACAGUGUGAUGAGACUGGCCAGUGCCCAUGUAAAGACACUGUCACUGGGCUGAAGUGUGAUGCUUGCAAAGAUGGGUUUUAUGGCUUUGGACCAAAUGGUUGCAGCUCAUGUAAUUGCUCAUCAUCUGGUUCACUAAAUGUGACUUGUCAUCAGAUAACGGGAGCCUGUAACUGUAGAAAUAAUGUUGAAGGCUCUAAAUGCAACUUGUGUAAAGCUGGAUUCUUCAACCUAGCUGAAACCAAUCCCAAAGGCUGUCAACCAUGCUUCUGUUUUAACCAUAGCAACUAUUGUACUUCUGCUGUUGGCUACGUGGCAAAGCUUUUACAAGUAGCAAAUCCUUCUGGAGAUUUCACAGCACUUUUUGGAGAUCGUCACUGGUCAUAUGGUCAACUGCUAACAAUUAAAUUUACUUCUACUUGGAAUAUAGACCUUAGCAAUCAAAUUAUUUUGUCUCUUUCUGGAUCUGGUAAAGUUGUUCAUUACAUUGCACCAAACAGUACAGUGAUUGGUCCAUCUGGAUCUCUGAGUCUUGUCAUUCGUCUACUGGAACAAAACUGGAUGAUGGAUGGUCCAGAAAGCAGUAUCCAACCCACAGCUCAAGAUUUCUUAGCUCUUCUGGCCAAUCUGUCUGCAGUAACUCCUAUUACCUUCUGGAAUGGUCAGCCCAUUGUUACAUCUUAUAUUGGACUAGACUGGGCAGAAAUCAAAGUAGGGACCACACUAGCAGAAAUUAAUUUUGUGGAAAACUGUAUCUGUUCUAAUACUUCACACACAGCAGGUAUGUCAUGUCAGAGAUGCUCACGGGGCUACAGGAAAGAGGAUUUGUCCAACAUCUCCAGCUUCAGCCAGUGUGUUGCCUGCAACUGCAGCAAGAGAGGUAUUACUGACCCACCAGAUUGUGAGGAGUCGACAGGGAAGUGCCUCGACUGUAGGAAUGGCACUACUGGGAAUCACUGUGAGAUGUGUGCUGCUCAUGUUAUUGGUCCUGAGUGUGACACUUGUGAGAGUACCUUCUGGGGACUUCAGGCAGAUGGAUGCAGAGAUUGUAACUGCAGUGACCCAGGUGCAACAUCUAAUGUAUGUAACACUACAUCUGGUCAGUGCACAUGUGCUACCAAUGUUGUGGGCAGAGCUUGUGACCAGUGCCAAGAGAACUUUUACAAUCUCACACAAGCUGGAUGCAUAGAAUGUGACUCAUGCUAUUCCCUCCUGAAAGAGGCCAUCCUACCACUGCACCAGCUGGAGUCAGACAUUAGUUCUAAUGUUUCUGCUUUACAAGCCAACAGUGUAAACACAACCUUCAUGACUCGCUACUGGGAAGCGUCAAACCAGACCAAACAGUUGACUGAUUUUUUGACUUCAAUGCAGCUGUCUGAAGCUGUCAUAAAAUCAAAUGUGUAUGAACUGAAUAGGACACUGCUAUCCCUGCAAACAGAGCUAGAUUUCAUGCAACACAACUCAACAGUUGACAUUGAAAGACUCAUGACAUUCUCUGACUCUACCCUUCAAAUUGCACUUUCCUACAGGAGUGUUAUAGAGAACAACACAGUUACAGUUUACAAUAAAUUGGCCUCCCUGCAAGUAAGCCAGGCUAAAUUGUCCAGUUUGGCAUCUAGUUUAAAAACAGUGGAGCAAUAUUUGAUGAUGGUUGCCAGCUCUUCAUUGGUUGAUCAACAAAUAGUCAAUGAACUAAGCACCCUCAAUAAUACUUUGUUUUUGGCCAACCAGUUAUUAACUAGUGCUCAACAGAAAUCUGAAGCUGCCAAUCAGAUCCAUAAGAACAAUACAUCAAUUCUGCUAGCUUUGGAUACCAGAAUCAACGCCCUUGUCAGUGGUGCUAUCAAGUCCUUGGCCAAUGCACAUAAAUUAGCAAAUACCAGUAAUGAUUUAUUAUCUACUGCCUCUAACUUGAAGUCUAAGCUGUCUCAGUUUGUGAACUUUAAACUGGACAGUGCAAGUCUUGCUAGUAAAAUGUCUGAAACAAAGAGCAUGACUAGCUCCUAUCAGUCACAGGUUGUUGCUGAGUCUGCUUUGUUUAAUACUUCCAAUGUCAAUGCCUUGACUACUGUUCCCAUAGCUGACAAUAUGAGCAAUAGUACUCGAACUCUAGGAUUAACAGCAGCUGAUUGGAAGAAUAGGGCCAGUGUGGCAUCCCAAAAGGCUUUAUCCUCUCAAGCUACAGCAAGCAAUAUGUUGCAGGAAGCCAACAAAACUUUAUUGACUCUCAUUAAUUUCACUGCUAAGGUUCAAGAUUCUAUGCAGCAGGUGAGUGCACUGAAUGUGUCCUUGACCUCUGCACUCACCAUGAGUGAACAACUGAUUCUACAGUCUCAAACUGUGACACAGACAUUGGCCCAGCUACAGCAAACAGCCUCAGAGGCCAAACUCACCGCUCAGCAAGCACUUGGAAUUAUCAUGAUCAGACAAGAGGAAUUCAGGUCAGUGUCUAUGUUAUCAGGACAGAUUCAGAACAAGCUAAACAACAGUGUUGAUUUGAGUGCUGAUAGAUUUAGAAUACUGACCAACACUAGACUAAACAUUCUCCAGCCAGCAGUGCUGCAGUGUUCUGACCUUAACUCGUCAGUGUCAAACUUUAAAGUUCAGCUCUCAUCUGCCCAACUGGCUGUGGAUAGGUCCUACAUCCAAUUUGCUAACUUGACAGAGCAAGCCAAUAGUAUUAUAGCCCAACUAAACAGUUUGAAUAAAAUAAGCCCAGCAUCUGUGGUGGCUCUGAUCACAAAUGUUCAAUCAGCCAAAGAGCUGAAUCUAGAUGAACUGCGAAUGAUCAUAAGUGACUUGAAAACAAAGAAAACUGCUCAGAAGCAACAGAUAGAUGAUCUGAAGCUAAAGAGAGAUGACCUUAAUCUUAAAAUACAGGUUUUGAAAGCUUUUCAAGACCAGAUUAAUAAAAAAUAACCUGUGUCUUUUUAAAGUAAAUGUUUUAUUUGUAUUUCUCAUAUAAAAGUCUUAUUUUCAUACAUUUAAAAAGUUCUUGUUUCUACAUUAGAUUUUUUUUUCUAAAACUCAAAAUUUAAAAUAUUUUUUUUUUAAAUCCAAGAGUAUAGAUCUAUAUCUGUCACAAUAAUUAAAUAAUUUUCUGUUGCAAUUAUACAUUGCAUUUUAAUAAGAAAAUGUCUGAAUUAUAUUCCUAUCAUUAUUGUGGUUUUACAUGGGGUAGUGUUAACUACAAACCUGAGAUGCAGUGACUCCAAAUGUUUUCAUUAUAGCAACCAUAACAAUAUCACUAGAGCAUAAAAAAAAAGUAACAGUGAGGGCUUAGCUUUUUUAAUGGAUCUCUAGCUUUCCAUGCUAUAGAGUGAGUUAUUUGCAGCUGCUAUUGUCUAAAUCAUCAGGAAUUACUGUAACAGUUUUAAUGGAUCUCUAACUUUCCAUGCAACAGAGUGAGUUAUUUGCAGCUGCUAUGGUCUAAAUCAUCAGGAAUUACUGUAACAGUUUUAAUGGAUCUCUAACUUUCCAUGCAACAGAGUGAGUUAUUUGCAACUGCUAUAAUCUAUAGGGAAGUUGAUGUGGAUUUACUACAACUGCUUAAAUUACUUGUGUAAUUAAUUUCAUGUCUGCAGAACUACCUAAGUUUAUGACAUACAAUUAAACACAAUCCCAUAAAAUUUAAAUUAGGUUUGACUUAUGCAAUGUUGGACAUUUAACUGUAACAUUUCAUAUAAAUAUAAGUAUUUUCUAUUUUGUAAAGAUGUGAAAAAAAACAUUUUUUAAUCUGGUAAUUUUUUAAACGAAAGUUACAAACUGUUUUCAGUUUUUGUUUGUUAAAAUCUUUUACUUAUUACUUCCAUUUGUUGGUUAAUCUGUUGAUCUCAUUUUUAUCUGGAUUGUAUUUCGCAAUAUUUGUACUGAUAUAUGUUGACAACCUUGGAUUAUUUAUGUUGGUAUUAUACAUUUAGCACCAAAGUUUUGGAUCUCCAAAAUUAAAAAAAAUUUAAAGACAUUUUUAUUUUGUUAUAAUUUAUGUUUGUUUCUUUAUAUGGAAAAAAAAAGGAACCCUGUCAUAAAUUUGUUAAAUAUGUAUGGUAUUCAUUGGAUUUUCAGGCUAGAUAAGUAAGUUAAACCUAAAAGAGUAAUCAGUGUGUUAGUAUUUGAUCCAUAUUUUAACUAUUCAACUAUUAUUAUAUUCCAUCUCAAUUUCAUUCAAUAUAUGUUAGUAUUUGAUCCAUAUUUUAACUAUUCAACUAUUAUUAUAUUCCAUCUCAAUUUCAUUCAAUAUAUUUACUACUGCUCAAAUACUGGGCUUGAUAAAAUAAAACUUUUUUUUUCUAUCACAUCCUGUGAAUCUUGUGCUGCUAAUCUUAGUUCUAGGAGAUUUUACUAUUGGAAUGGUAGGCUAUAUACUCUUAACUAAAUAUCAUGGUGAUUCAAAGUGUGAAUUUUUUAUCCUCCUUGUUACUCUACAGAAUAUUUGCUCUGAGGUUUUACAGUGGAUCCUAAUUAGCUUAAUAAUAGGUUUUAGAAAAACUAUUUUAAAUAAGCCUUUUUUUUUAAAUUAUAUGUCAUAGCAUAUAAGAUAUACUGUACUCUUGAUGCAAUCUCAAAGACUUGUUGAGCUAACAAAAUUCAAUCUUAUUCGUUUUGUCUAACUGGAAUAUCUUAUUAAAUUUCUCAAAUGUUAACUUGUUUAAACUUAGCAUUUAUGCAGUAUAGAAUUUUGAUCUAAUAGCUAUCAGCAUUCAGUCUUGACAUAAUUUAACUUGUGAUGCUACACUCAGUAAACUUGACUUCAUAUGAUGGCAGCUCUUGAGUACAAUAGUUUUUGAGAGAAGGUUAAAAAGAAAGAUGCAAGCUCUGGCAAGGACUCAAAACUAUGGAUCUCCAAUUGUGCAACAUUGCCUAGCAGUGACAAGCUAACAUCUGACCAUGUCCUUUAACUAAAGCUAACCUACAUUUGUCACCUUCUCUCAGUAACUAUUGUUUUCUGCUAUUAUGUCACAUGCUUUGUUUAUUAUUUUUUUUUGGGUUUACAUGUAGGGGAAUCAGCAUUACAAUCAAGCAGUUUGUUGAUCUCCUACUAGAAAUUUUUAAAAACUUUUUUUUUUUACUUUUUCUUGUAUCCGCCUGUGAGAAAAGGAGCUAAAUUAGUUUAUUAGGAACUGAAAUGAAAACUUUGAAUGUUUAUGAAGAAUUCAAAUUGAAAUAGUUUCAACCAUAGACAUAGAUAUAUAUAUGUCUAUGGUUUCAACUUAAUAUUUUUUCUAAUAUUGUUGCAUUAAAAUUGUUUGUUUUUUUUCAAAUGGGCUAGAUCUCACAGAUUUGCACACUUUUAAACAUUACAAGAAACAAAAAAAACUUUUGUAUUGUUGAUUUUAUUAAGAAUUUUGUCUACCACACUAAAAAGUCUAAAACAGUAGGAUAUUGGGGGGGUAACAUUUCACUGGUAUACCAUUAAAAAUACCUUUUUAUUUAUGGUCUAUAUUUUCUAUGCAAAUACACCAAUAAACAAAAAGUUUUGAAAAAAAACACAAAAACAAACAAAUAUCACAGUAUAGUAACCAUCACAUUCAAUAAUAAUUGUUUUCGUAGACUGUAAACAAAAUUCUUGGCUUUACUUUAAAAAAAUGUAAAUUCCAACUGAGCAAUGAAAGUAUUAUAUUGAUACUUAGUCCUUGUGCUGCUACACCAUGAGACUAAAAGGUUACUCAUUGGUAUACACUGUGUCUGUAUAAUAAGUAGUCUAUGACUUUAAAGUAUUGUUAAGACAUAACUCAUUUCUUUGCAACAUAAACAAGAUACAUGUUCAUCUCAUUGAUUCCUGGAAGCUGAAUGUACAAUAAACAAAAUUUGCAUU